AACCAAUACGGUAGCACUCUUCAUUUCGUUCCCUGAUUUCAAUCGUCCGUCUUUGAACUUUUCUUCACGUAACUGCGGCCACUUCUACGUCCCGCGUGUGUCGAACGAAAGUUUAACGCCAUCAAUAUUUUAGCCUCCCUUCUACGACGAAGUAAACCUGGUGGGCAAUUAGUGGGUUCGUGGUACAGUUAUGCAAUAUGUGUUCUCCUCCAACUUUGGCAAUCGGGUUUGGUUGCGCAAAUCUUCUUGUUAUUAAUAAGUUUAUUUCUGUAAUCGAUUGCAAACAAUGAAACUUAUCUAAGUUUUUCUUCGCAAAGUUUGUUGCAACAACAACAACGUAUUGUGGCUUCCGGUGACCGAGUAGAAAUUGAUUGAGAGCAUGCAAACUUGCACAGAUUGGGAAAUAACAAACUUUCUGGCUGCCAUUAGGAACCAUGUGGUAAUAAAAGUCUACUUCAUACUGUGGCCUUGUAAAGAACAAAGCACGCUCUAAGGAUACUUGUGCAACGAAGGAAACCAAGGCCUUCAAAAUUACCUUGGGGAGGAGACGUCGACGUUACACGUGUGUGAUCGAUAUACCGCGACGGCCAUGACCAAUCCAGCAGACAGCAGCAGUCAGUGAUGCAGCCGUCCUGCGAAUCGACGCUUCAGUUUCGGUCGUACUUGUAGACGGACGUGUGAAUCAACAACACCGAAGGCACAUCCUUCAGGGUGUGACCUUGACACCAUUUCCGUUCGUGUGACCACUGAAAGCGGUACGGGGAGCCAAACAUGGGUCUCUUCGAUAAGCUGGCCAACAUGUUGAAGAUCAAGAAGGAGCAGAUCAACAUCUUAGUCGUAGGGUUGAACAACAGCGGGAAAUCGACUAUCGUGAACCAUUUCAAGAAUCCGGACGAGCGGGCAUCCAUCAUAGUGCCAACAGUGGGGUUCAACGUGGAACGAUUUCAAAAUCAGGGAGUAUUUUUCACCGCUUUCGACAUGUCCGGCGCGACCCGUUACCGCAGCCUCUGGGAGCACCAAUUUAAAUCUUGUCAGGGAAUUGUUUUUGUCAUCGAUUCGAGCGAUCGGAUGCGACUAGUGGUGGUGAAGGACGAGCUAGAGCUGCUGUUGCAGCAUCCGGACAUCACCAAUCGGCGGGUACCGAUUCUUUUCUUUGCCAAUAAAAUGGACUGCACCGAUGCGCUGAGCAGCGUGAAGAUUGCCGCCGGCCUCGGGCUGGAGAAGUUGAAAGACAAACCGUGGCACAUUAGCUCGAGCAAUGCGCUGACCGGCGAGGGCCUGCAGGAUGGCGUCCAGUGGAUGGUGCAUCAAAUUCGGGAGUGCGUCGCUAGUUCGAAAGACAACGGUUAAGAACUGAACAUUGUGAUGGUUUUAAAUGUGUAUUUUAAUGUAUUAGCGUAUAAUAAAAAAAAUGUUACAUAUCGCUUUCACAGACAAACAGACAUGUAAAUUUCAACGGUUAUAUCUGGUUGUCUAUGAAUAUACUGUAGACUAAUUUACAGAUGACAAACUUUUCUCGAGCUUACGUCAGCUCUUUAAUAAAAUAUGUGUUGUCUCCUGCAUU
Molecule: messenger RNA, 1564 nt
Organism: Armigeres subalbatus
Lineage: Eukaryota; Metazoa; Arthropoda; Insecta; Diptera; Culicidae
Gene: Arl6
Product: ADP-ribosylation factor-like protein 6
Exons: 3
Coding region: 772-1350 (192 amino acids)
Biological process (GO): protein localization to cilium; intracellular protein transport; vesicle-mediated transport
Cellular component (GO): axoneme; cytoplasm
Molecular function (GO): GTP binding; GTPase activity
Source: RefSeq, a predicted model, not a curated record